AUGUACGGAUUAUCUAACAAGGAAAGGAUACUUGGUGAAACAGCGAACACUUCGAACACUAAUUUUGUCACGACGACUAUCACCAUAACAAAGGCUAUUACCAGUAGUGUGAGUACGGACAGGAGGAGUACAUCAAGUACUGCGACUAAUUCCACGAAGCUGAUAUUUACGACUUCUGCUACCACUUAUGCUAAGAAUACGACCAAGUCAACAAUUACGACCACAAAACCGCCAGGUUCACUCGAUAUACACUGUGCCUUCGCAGUGGACUUGGAAAAUUUCAAACAAAUUCAUGAAAUAGACAGGCAGAGGAAAUUAAUCAAGGAUCUUGGUAGGAAAGUUAUCGACACCAGCUCAAAUUCAAGUGCAGGCCUUUGGGCUUACGGUAAUGUGAAAGAAGCGAAGAAAUUUGGGGACGUUUUCGGUGAUAUGAUGGCUGAUUUCUCAAAGUUCAGUAUGAAGGCAGAAGAUAUUGUUGCUUUUGGUGACUAUCGCUCUCCUCCUGAUGGUGAAAACGUUAUUGAUCACAUCAACAAUGCAACCGACAAAAACAAUGCCGCAAAUUGUCUGCUAUUCUUAACGGGCAGCAAGGAGGAAAAGCCCGCUUGGAAGAUUGACCCGGUUUAUAAUUACACGAGGAUUGUGAUCAUCAGCUUGCAAGGUGCCGAUUUUACCAACAACGUUAAUAUUACAAGAGGCGUUUCCCGGAACGUAGACCUUAAGCAUUUCAAUGAGUCUGACAUCCAAGCUGUAUACGAUGAAAUCAUGCGAAGCUUCAAGAGGAAUUGGACUUACAUGUACUCGAACGAAGACACUGAGUACAAGUAUGUCUAG
Messenger RNA from Cylicocyclus nassatus, 834 nucleotides. The record is from the annotation of a GenBank genome assembly. Lineage: Eukaryota; Metazoa; Nematoda; Chromadorea; Rhabditida; Strongylidae.